Sebastes umbrosus (honeycomb rockfish) is the source of this 2690-nucleotide messenger RNA. RefSeq lists its product as uncharacterized. The transcript is spliced from 11 exons. Lineage: Eukaryota; Metazoa; Chordata; Actinopteri; Perciformes; Sebastidae. Gene Ontology annotation, biological process: positive regulation of GTPase activity. The record is from RefSeq and is a predicted model, not a curated record. The coding region runs from base 394 to 1527 and encodes 377 amino acids. Gene Ontology annotation, molecular function: GTPase activator activity; phosphatidylinositol bisphosphate binding. Gene Ontology annotation, cellular component: intracellular membrane-bounded organelle; plasma membrane.
CACACACACACGCGCAGCCUCCUCCUCCGGGCUCGUUGCAGUGAUUUGGCUCCAGACUUUGUGCAGCAGGACUCAGCCUCUCCAGCCUCCAGCCUCCUACCUGAAGGCUGUCAGCUCUGCAAACUCUUACAGGACCGCAGUGAAGAAGAGAAGAGAGAUCGGACGUUUAUGUGGAAAACUUUGUGAAGAGGCCUUGAUUUGAUUCUCCUUCUUCAAGCGGAGGCACACCUCACCUGGUCUCACCUGGCGGCGCGGAGGGAUCAUACCUGUGCGGACUUGCCCCCCAGAGUAGGACUCUAGUGGGGGAGUCGAGGCCGAGGAGACAGACACACCUUUACCUGCCUCCCUCCCUCUCUCUCUCUGUGUGAAAGCGGAGGAAUCUGAAAUCUUGACAUGACGGUAAAUGAGAGAGCAACUCGAGCUCUGCAGAAGAUCCUGCAGAACCCUGGGAAUGAGGCUUGCGCAGACUGCGGCGCACCUGACCCCGGGUGGGGCUCCUGCUCCCUGGGGGUGUUCAUCUGCCUGGACUGCUCCGGGAUCCACCGCAACUUCCCCGACAUCAGCAAGGUCAAGUCCCUGAGCCUCUCCCACUGGGAGGACCACGAGGUCGAGUUCAUGGCUGAGAAUGGUAAUGAGCUGAUGAAGAGUAAAUACGAGGCUGCUGUUCCCGUCUACUACUACAAACCAACCUACAAAGACGGCCAGACGUUGAGGGAGCAGUGGAUUAGAGCAAAGUACGAGAGGAAGGAGUUCUCUGAGCCUGGGAAGAACUUUAUAUAUGAGGAAGGAACUAGAGACGGCCUGUUGAUGAAGAGGGGGCGGGACAACGGGCAGUUCCUCAGCAGGCGAUUCGUCCUCUCGGAGAGGGAGGGGACUCUGAAGUAUUUCACCAAAUAUGACGCUAAGGAGCCCAAAGCAAUGAUCAAGGUGGACACCAUCAACGCGACCUUCCAGCCUGAGAAGAUAGGAAACCCCAACGGCCUGCAGAUCACCUACCUCAAAGACUACAGCACCCGCAACAUCUUCGUCUACCAUGACAACGGCAAGGAGAUCGUAGACUGGUUCAAUACGAUCCGUGCAGUUCAGCUUCACUAUUUAUUGGUGGCCUUUCCUGGAGCUACAGAUGCUGAGCUGGUACCCAAACUUACCCGGAACUUUCUGAAGGAAGGAUACAUGGAAAAGACAGGGCCCAGGCACACGGAAGGCUUCAAGAAACGCUGGUUCACUCUCGACCAGAGGCGACUCAUGUACUUCAAAGAUCCGCUGGACGCCUUUGCCAAAGGCGAAGUGUUCUUGGGGAACAAGGACCACGGUUACAGCGCCUUCCCCGGGUUGCCCGCUGGCACCCACUGCAACGGCGCCUGGCAAUACGGCAUCACCAUAGAAACGCCUGAACGCGGCUUCCUGUUUACCUGCGAGUCAGAGAGCGACCAGCAGGAUUGGCUGAAACACUUCAAUGAUGUCAUGAGUGCUGUGAUGUCCCCUCAGGACUACACAAUGGAAGCCUUGUUCAAGCACAGGCAUUGAUGGACCAGAGGCCUGUGGGACCGUCUCCUCUCCUCUCAGCCCAUCACCAGUCUGACACAGGACCCGCAUCAGGUCUGAUGCCACUGCACCAAAAUUUGACAUUCAUCACUAACAUGCUCCGACUGGAGCUUGUUCCAAGUCCCAAUGGUGCUCUUUAACAAUGGGGUUAGAAAUGCAAACAAGAGGACCAGGGCAGUAUUCAUCGGUAGAUUAAAAACAUCUGGCCAAAAGAAAUAGUAAUACUUAAAGGGAAAAUUUGCCACCUUUUUAUGUGGAUGUCCAAUCAGUGUUGAUGGUAAAUGCAGUUGACUAAAAAAAUAAAUUAUCCAGUGCGUGCUAUGUUGACCGAGAAAGCUGAUUUCUCCUGCCGGCUGUGCAAACACAUCUGAUAAAUAAAGAAAAUAAACUCACAAAAUGUCAAUGAAGGAAAUAUUCUUACACCUAAACAGAAAAAUACAACCAUACAUCUCCUGAAAGUAAAAUAAAACUCACCAAAACCUUUAGUCCAUUAGUCUUCCCACAGUUCCAACAAUCAGCAACUGUGGUUUGGUCAAAAUAAAUCCUUAAUUCUCUGAGUAAGAUGUGAAAAUAUGUCGGCUCUACACGCUGCUCCCCCCCGCUAUAUCUCCCUGCCGUGCAGCGGCCCGCUGAGCAGCGGCUCGUUGGCGGAUCUCCUUGUUAGGAGGCUGACCAUUAAAUUAUCAAAAUCCAAAGACAAAAAUCAGCCACUGGUAUACGGAAGAACAACAGAUUUUGUAGCUGGAGAACACCACUCUUGGUUUUCCUCAGUCAAUACGGCACGUUUUUGCAGUCUGGACAGUACUAUAUAUUUACAUACAUACAUACUAGGGAUGGGACGAUUCACCUAUCUCCCCAUUUGAUAUGUAUUGCAAUUUUUAAGUAUCGCGAUGCGAUAUUGCAAUGUUUUUAACACUAGACCAUGGGGAAAAAGUUGAAUCAUCGAUUCUAAAGACUUUUACUUUGGAUAAUAUCUAAAUGAAUACAGUAAGAAUAUUUGAUUUACAACAUGUAUGUAGUUAGAGAUGUCCUGAAGUCAAAUAUAUCAGUCAUUGUCAGGAAUUAUUUACUAAAUUUUUUUAUCCAACAACCCAAAAAUCAAAGAAUAAAGACAUUUCCUUCACAAGUUAGUGGUAUUUCUUUUA